This is a messenger RNA of Schistosoma intercalatum, 498 nucleotides long. The record is from the annotation of a GenBank genome assembly. NCBI's taxonomy places the organism in Eukaryota, Metazoa, Platyhelminthes, Trematoda, Strigeidida, Schistosomatidae.
AUGGUACACAUUACAGUGAUUCAGCUUGUUGAUUCAAGUAUCUAUAAUAUUGAAAAUAAUGGCAACAGAGGUCACUUUUUUGAUGGUGUUGAUAAUAACAAAAACAUUGACGACAAGAUUGGCGAUCAUCUUGCUCAAAAUACAAAUGAGGAUAAUGAGUACAAUUACGUAUAUUUUGACGCUAUCGAAAAACCUGAGAAAACUGAAGGCGAGAUUAACGAUUUUCAAGUUCAAAAUACACAUGAGGACUACAAGUUCAACUACGUAUACGAUGACGCUAUCGAAAAACCUGAGAAAACUGAACGAGGGAUUAAUGAUUUACAAGUUCAAAAUACACAUGAGGACUACGAGUUUAACUACGUAUACGAUGACGCUAUCGAAAAACCUGAGAUAAAUGAAGACAAGCUUAACAAUCCCGAUGAUGCUGGGAAGAAGAAAGGUAACAAUGUUAACAAAAUCCAUGAAAUCAUUAAAGGAGAUGGAGAAAUUCAGAAUUAA